Molecule: messenger RNA, 552 nt
Organism: Zootermopsis nevadensis
Lineage: Eukaryota; Metazoa; Arthropoda; Insecta; Blattodea; Termopsidae
Source: RefSeq, a predicted model, not a curated record
AUGAUUACGGUGCAGAGGAAGGUUCAAUGUGUUUUGUGGCUUGCUAAGUUUGAGUCAGUUACACUUGUUAGGCGUGAAUACCGUAGUGUGUUUAAUGAAGAACCACCACACGAAAAUAACAUUCGCCGUUGGGACAAACAACUCAAAGAAACGGGCAGCCUACUGAAGCAGUCACGUCCAGGACGACCAUCAGUGUCUAACGAUACCAUUGAAGCUGUGCGAGCAAGUUAUCUGCGUAGCCCGAAGAAGUCAGUGCGGAAGUGUUCUUCAUAUGUGAAGGUCCGGCAAGAGAGCGUUCGGAUCCUGAGAGCCUCCAAGAAGCCGAAAGACAAUCUGUCCGGAGCUGAGAGGAAAGCUCUCCGAGCCCUGCGGAAUAACGCGGACCUCACGGUCCUCCCGGCUGACAAGGGCAGCGCGACGGUUGUCCUUAGCACCGACGACUACAACGGGAAGACCCGAGCCCUUCUGGAAGCCCCGACAUACAGGUUACUGUCCAAGGACCCUACGGAAGCCGUUGAAAGGAAGACCAACCUCCUUCUCAAGAAGUCAUAA